AUGGCAAAUAAAACCGAAAUUGAAUACUUUUAUAAUGAGGAAGAUUUGAAGGAUCCAGAAACACCACAACUAAUAAAUUUAACAAUUGAAGAUUUCAAUGCGAAAGGUCAAGUUGCGAACCCACGUGCUCCUUGCGUGGUAACAAUAAUUGAUCCGGAAUAUAUAAAGAACGCAUCAUUGCAGCGAAGGACAAGAAAAUUUCGUAUGAAAACUGAUAUAUUGACAUUACGAGAAAUAACACGGAAGAAAUUCAUGUUUUAUGCAACGCAACAAAGGUAUUUGGAAAAACAAAGUGAAUCCGCAUAUCAGCAGCAUAUCUAUGAACGCAUAACAGAAUAUCAAGAGUUUGCGGCCGAUGUUCUUCAAAAGUCUGAAUCAAGAGCAUUUAAUGAAAUGAAAAAAAUUCAACGGCAAUUGGAAAAUUUGCAAACCAACAAAAUUUCGGAGGAGCUAAAAAACCAUAUUGCUGAACAUCAACGAGUUCUAAUGGAGGUUCAGGAAGUGUACGGCCGCUUUUUAUUUCUACUUAAACUAAUUGGAUACUUUGAUGAAAUUAUUGCACCAGAAGAUAUAGCAGAUGAUGUUAAAGACUCUAAACAAUGUAAACUACCGCAGCCAACCGGAAUUGUAGAUUUGCAAAUUAAUGAACGAAAUCCCAUUGGUGAAAAAGAAGUAUCAUCAAUUAUUAAUUAUAUGAAUCAAAUUGUAAGACCAUAUUUGGCAAAAAGAAAUCAUCUCAACGCUGAUAUUUGGAUUAAGGGCUAUGAACGUACUAGACAAAAAAUAUUUAACUACAAUAGGCGUUUUAACCAUCUCGCUUUGUUAAAUCACUUAGUGGCUAUUGUACAUGAUAAAUCGGAAAAAACAUUCUCUCAAAACACAAAAAAGCCAAAGUAUCUUAAAGAUCCCGAUUUCUUGAGGAAAAGGAUAGAAUUUCUAAAGCAGCGUUCUUUGGAAGUAUUGGAUAAUUUUGAAAGGAAUCAAAAGAAAGAUUCUCUUCAAAUUAAAUUAAAUGCAAUACUGCCAGUUAUUCUUGAAAAAGUUGAAGUUAAAUUGGCACAAAACAGUGGCAAUGAUACAAAACAUCUUCCAAUAUUAAAGACAAGAAGAAGGAAGAUCUCUCCAAUGAAGACAUCUAAUAAAAAAUAUUCUUUAGAUUCUAGUGACUUCUCUAAAAAUACUGAUAAUACUACUUUAGAAAAAGUGGAAAAACUUCAGUGGCAUUUGAUGGGUCUACUGCAGGAUCUGGAAAAAAUUCCACCAGAGGAUUGUACACGAAUUGAAAAUCAAGUGAGAAGACGUAUAAAAGCUCAAAAGGAAAUGUCCAGGCGAGUGUUAGUGAAACAAAAUAGACUUCAUAAUUGGAUGGAACAUUUCAAAAAGCAUGCGCUCAUACAGAAACACUAAGAAGUGUAUAUAAAAAGUACCUUAUAAAUAAUUUGAUUUACUUACCUAACAUCAGUGCCUGCUAUUGCUAAAUA
This is a messenger RNA of Lucilia sericata (common green bottle fly), 1481 nucleotides long. RefSeq lists its product as uncharacterized. The transcript has 10 exons. The coding region runs from base 1 to 1407 and encodes 468 amino acids. Lineage: Eukaryota; Metazoa; Arthropoda; Insecta; Diptera; Calliphoridae. The record is from RefSeq and is a predicted model, not a curated record.